This is a messenger RNA of Manduca sexta (tobacco hornworm), 763 nucleotides long. Its product is annotated as U3 small nucleolar ribonucleoprotein protein IMP3. Gene Ontology annotation, molecular function: structural constituent of ribosome; snoRNA binding; rRNA binding. The transcript is spliced from 4 exons. The record is from RefSeq and is a predicted model, not a curated record. The coding region runs from base 122 to 670 and encodes 182 amino acids. NCBI's taxonomy places the organism in Eukaryota, Metazoa, Arthropoda, Insecta, Lepidoptera, Sphingidae. Gene Ontology annotation, cellular component: small-subunit processome; Mpp10 complex; small ribosomal subunit. Gene Ontology annotation, biological process: rRNA processing.
ACGAAAAUGAAAAUUUGAAGUUUACUUGACACUUGCACGCUCGUUUAUUUGUCUCUGCUUGCACGUGUAAAAGUGGAAACAUUAUAAUUACGAAUUUCUGUAAAUAAAAACACCUUUAAAGAUGGUCCGAAAACUAAAGUUUCAUGAGCAGAAGUUGCUCAAAAAGGUUGACUUCAUAUCAUGGAAGGUCGACAAUAAUUUAAACGAAGUUAAAGUCAUGAAAAAAUACCAUAUUCAAAAGCGAGAGCAUUACACAAAGUAUAAUAAAUUAUCAAGAGACAUUAGAGAGCUAGCAAAUAAAAUAAAAGACCUAGAUUCAAACACUGAAUUUAGAACAGAGUCCAGUGCACAAUUACUAGAGAAACUGUAUCAAAUGGGGCUUAUACCGACGCGUUGGGAUCUUGCAUUGGCUGCUAAUGUGUCUGCGAGUUCGUUCUGCAGGAGAAGACUACCAGUCGUUAUGGUCAGAAGUAAGAUGUCCCAGAAUAUAAAGGAAGCCACAAAGUUCAUAGAGCAGGGUCAUGUCAGAGUUGGUCCAGAGGUGGUCAAGGACCCCGCAUUCCUUGUCACCAGAUCCCUGGAAGACUUCAUUACAUGGGUGGAUGGCUCUGCCAUUAGGAAACAUGUUCUUGAAUAUAAUGAAAUGAGAGAUGACUUUGAUAUGCUGUAGUUAUUAUAUUUACAUCAAUGUAUAUAUGUAAGACCUGUGUAAUGUAAUUGAAUGAUGCAAGUAUGUGAUAAUAAAUAAGAUUUAUAAUUUAAA